UUAUCUUAAUAAUUGUAAAUUCCCUCACAUGUACGAAUAUACCUAAACUAUGAUCACGCAUUGUGUGUCUAUACGUAUUUACUGUCAUGUCAGUUGUGUUCCUGUUCGUCUUCGUGUUUCAGCUGUCAACGUACAUUUUUCGCAUUUUUAAUAUAAUUUAUAUUUAAUUUUUUAAAAUGGAAAAUGAAAUUUUUAUGAUAACUUCAGAAAGGGGGAGUGAUUUAUUAGUGGUGAAGAAACACACAUUUCGACACGUCAGACAGCGGGAAUAUGGAAACAACAGAUGGAGGUGCUGUAAAAAACAGUGUACUUGUACAGUCUUAAUGACAAAUGACAAUAAAAUAAUGAUAGAAAGUUCUGGUGAGCAUAGUCACCUGGUAGAUUCUACUCAAAAAAUCGAAAGGCAAGUUCUAAGGGAAAAUUGUAAACGUAAAGCUACAAGUUCCAUAGCUACCCGGCCAAUAAAAAUAAUUAGAAGUCAACUUAUGAAUAGCGUAAGUACCGAAUUAGAAUAUAAUGAUAUAAAAUCAGUUAGAAAGGCUAUGUAUAUUCAACGAAGAAAAAACUUUCCUCCUUACCCUUCAUCUUUAGAAAAUGCCAUUACGCAAUUGAACAAGUUACAAAAUGAAGAUUUUUUAAUGUUUAGAGGGAAAAAAUUUGUACAUUUACCCAAUGAUUGCACUUUUAUUUGCUUAACAACUGAAGAGAAUCUUCAAUGUUUGACAAGUUGCACAGAUAUAUUUACGGACGGAACAUUUGACUAUGCUCCAAAAUUUUUUUUGCAAUUAUACACCAUUCAUAGCUAUAAAAACGGUGUUUACGUACCUUUGGUAUACUUUUUUCUAAAGAAUAAAUUUAAAAACACAUACAUAAAUGUAUGGAAAUAUUUAAUUAGUAUAUGUGAAAAGCAAUCACUACUUUUUAAAAUUGAAAUAUUACACAUUGAUUUUGAAAUUGGUGCUAUUGAAGCAACAAAAGAAGUUUUUCCGUAUGUCAAAAUUAAAACUUGCCGUUUUCACUUGGGACAAGCUUGGUGGCGCAAAAUUAAUGGCAAUACAAAACUAAGAAUGGCAGACAACGAUGAAAAUAACGAUUUACAAUUAUGGCUUAAAUCAUUUUUUGGACUUUCUUUCAUCGCUCCAGAUGACGUAGAGGAUGCUUUUGUAGAACUUAUAAGUACGUGUCCAAAUAUUGCAGAUGGACAGCUAUUUUCUGACUAUGUUUUGGAGACGUAUGUUGAACCUGGUUGUUUAUUUCCACCUAUUUUAUGGGCUGAAACACCAUCACUAAAUCCUAGGUAUAUAUUUACUAAUAAGUCUAAAAAAAAAUAUUGUUUACUAUAUUUAUACAUUUUCAGAACUACAAACGGGGCUGAAAGUUUCCAUGCAACAUAUAACGCCCAGUUUACUAGUGCUCAUCCACCGACAUUUGUUGUUAUAAGUACCCUUAUGGAAACUCAGGCAGAAACCGUCACUAAAUUAUCAACCAUUUUCAAAGAAAAAUCAAGCCAAAAUCGAAGGAAGAACUAAAGAAAAUCGAAUUUAUGAGUAAGCAAUACGAAGAGUAUCUAAAAAAUAAAACGCCAGAAAAUUUACUUAAGUAUUUAGCCAUAAUUGGAAAUAGGUAUCAGGGAUUUAAAAUUUAAAUUAUUUUAUUUAUAUUAUUUUAU
Molecule: messenger RNA, 1669 nt
Organism: Acyrthosiphon pisum (pea aphid)
Lineage: Eukaryota; Metazoa; Arthropoda; Insecta; Hemiptera; Aphididae
Exons: 2
Coding region: 177-1529 (450 amino acids)
Source: RefSeq, a predicted model, not a curated record